Ipomoea nil (Japanese morning glory) is the source of this 656-nucleotide messenger RNA. RefSeq lists its product as uncharacterized. The coding region runs from base 36 to 656 and encodes 206 amino acids. The transcript is spliced from 3 exons. Lineage: Eukaryota; Viridiplantae; Streptophyta; Magnoliopsida; Solanales; Convolvulaceae. Gene Ontology annotation, molecular function: RNA-DNA hybrid ribonuclease activity; nucleic acid binding. The record is from RefSeq and is a predicted model, not a curated record.
UUCCACCCAACAUAUUAAAUUUUAUUUGGCGAUGCAUGCAUGGGGUCGUGCCUACGAUGGUUACCCUACAUUCACGGAGCGUAACACUGGAUGUUAAUUACCCGCUGUGUCAUCAUGUUCCAGAGACACUCCAACAUCUUUUGUGGAUGGUUAUGGAUGGGAAUAUCACUACCCUGCUGCAAGUUUUGGCAAGGUGUUGGUGUAUCUGGAGGAGGCGCAACGAGGUGGAGUGGAAUGCUAAACCAUGGAACUCAUUGUCUGUGAAAAUGGAAGCUGUUCAUUUAUCUUCUGAGUGGCAGGUACUGACGAUUCCAAAUAAUGCAGUUCAAACCAAUCAUUCUCCUGAAACUUUGCAACCAAGUGUUCCACAAGGUGUCCUGCGAAUAUUUGUGGGUACAACAAUUUUUAACGACUCUGACCAUGGCUAUUUUGGUGUGGUUAUUCUAGAUUGCAAUGGAGGUUUUAUUGGUGCAAAAAAUGGAAGCCUACGGUGUUUGAAAGAUGCUCAUAUUGCUGAGGCUAUGGCUGUGAAGGAAGCCCUAUCUUGGGCUAAGGAUAGACGUUUUACAAGAAUUAUGGUGUGUUCAGAUUGUCAAAUGGUUUGCAGGGCUAUUAAUCAACCGCAAGUGGAUUUAUCUUAUGCAGCAUCAACAUAG